Molecule: messenger RNA, 2983 nt
Organism: Alexandromys fortis (reed vole)
Lineage: Eukaryota; Metazoa; Chordata; Mammalia; Rodentia; Cricetidae
Product: zinc finger protein OZF-like
Exons: 6
Coding region: 513-2348 (611 amino acids)
Biological process (GO): regulation of transcription by RNA polymerase II
Cellular component (GO): nucleoplasm; nucleus
Molecular function (GO): RNA polymerase II cis-regulatory region sequence-specific DNA binding; DNA-binding transcription repressor activity, RNA polymerase II-specific
Source: RefSeq, a predicted model, not a curated record
GUGGAGACCAGAACAAAUUAUGCUUAAGUAAUAGUAAUUAUUUCCCCCCGACAGGGACAGAAAGCUAGGACCUAGAGUGUGUGAUUUGCUCACUAUUUCGCCUAGGAAAACUUGUGUCUCCUGUCACUAGAGCUCCAGGACCUGAGCCAAGGGCUUGCUGGCCUAUCAGAAUAAAGGUUAUUACUUUAGUGCCAGAAGUGUCCAAUGAGGAGUAUGCUUCUUAGGUGAGGGAAUUUGCCUAACCUAGGUCUGUUUCCUUAACCCCGAACAUUAGGCAUGUUUGUGUUCUUAGCAAGUAUGUCCUAGAUCCCGGGGCUAGAAAUCAGAGUCGCCUUCACUGACAACAGGAGCGCAGGAGGAUACAAGGACACUCCUUGGCUGGAAAUGAUGGGGAUUCUCAGUGUUAUCAGCCUUGGCUGUCCUGGAAUUCACCUUGUAGAUCAGACUGCCUGCCAAGGGCUGGGAUUAAAGGCAUGAACCACCACUGCCUGGGUUUCUCUGUAUAGCCCUGGAUGUCCUGGAACUCCCUCUGUGGAUCAGGCUGGCAUCAAACUCAGAGAUCCACCUGUCCCUGCUUCCCAAGUACUGGUAUUAAAGGUGUGUGCCACCACCGCCUAACAAGCACACACAUUCUAAGGACAGUUGCUAUUGAGUCCCUGGAGCCAGUGACCUUUGAGGAUGUGACCGUGAAGUUCACCCGGGGGGAGUGGGCUCUGCUGGAUCCAUCCCAGAAGAAGCUGUACAAAGAUGUGAUGCGGGAAACCUUGAGGAACCUGGCUUCUAUAGGAAACAAGUUGGUAAACCAGAAGGUUAUAAACGAGUAUGAAAAUCUCUGCAGAAAAUUAAGCAGUCAACUGGUAGAGAAAUUCCGUGACUGUAAAGAAAGUCUUCAGUGUCCAGAAGUCUUCAGCUGUAUUCCAGAGCCUUCUGUGAACCUGAACUCUUGUCCAGGACUUGCCACGCAUGAAAAGCAUGUGUGUGAAGAAGGAAGCAUUGGACGUUCAUCUCUAGGUGUGCCCCUGAACCAUCAGGAAGGACAGAAACCUCACAAAGACCAGGACUAUGGACAGAAGUUGUAUAAACAUAAGGGGUUUGAAGGCAGCUCCAGUUCUCCUCUGUCCCUUCAGACACAUAAAAGUGCUCACACUGGAGGGAAACCUAAAAAUAAGGAGUGCAAAGAAGACCUUCUUUGUCUCCGAUCUGUUCAAACAAAUGAAGAACAAGCCCAUGCAAAAAUAUCUUACGCUCACAAGCAAUGUGGAAAAGGCUUCACCCAUCCCAACCCUUUACAAAGGCAUGAGAAGGUUCACAGUGUUAAGAAGCCCUAUGUGUGUGAACAGUGUGGGAAAGGCUUUGCUCGGUUAGGUAACCUUUUAAGACAUCAGACAUCUGGCACUGGUGAGAAUCCUCUUCUGCCUAAUCAUUAUGGGAGAACUUUUCCUCGUUUUGCUUGCCUUCGAAGACGUAUGGGAAUUCGCAGUGGUGACAAACCCUAUGUGUGUGAUCAGUGUGGGAAAACUUUCCUUGAUUCUACUUACUUUCGAGUACAUAGAAGGAUUCACACUGGUGUAAAACCGUAUGUCUGUCAGCAGUGUGGAAAAGCCUUCACUGCUUCUCGUUACCUUAAAUCACAUGAACUGACCCACACUCGGGAAAAAUCUCAUGUGUGUAAGCAGUGUGGAAAUUCCUUUACCUUUUGGUAUCAAUUCCAGAAGCAUAAAGUAAUUCACAGUGGUGUGAAUCCCUAUGUUUGUAAACAAUGUGGGAAGGGCUUUACCUAUUCCAGUUCCCUAAAAACACAUGAAAGAAUUCACACUGGCCAGAAGCCCUACGUGUGUGAGCACUGUGGGAAAACCUUUGGUAGUUCUGGUAACCUUAAAAGACAUGGAAGUACUCACACUGGAGAGAGGCUCUAUGUCUGCAAGCAAUGUGGGAAAUCUUUCAAUAAUCACAGUUCCUUUCAGUUCCAUAAGAGAAUGCACGCUGGGGAUAACCCCUACAAGUGUAAGCAGUGUGGGAAGGAUUUAGCGUCUUCGUCGUCCCUUCAGAGCCAUGAAAGGAAUCACUCUGGAGAGAAGCCCUUUGUGUGUUUGCAGUGUGGGAAAGGUUUCAGUUCUGACAGUUCUCUUCGCAAACAUAAAAUAAUGCAUAGUGAGGAAAAGCCCUACGUGUGCAAGCAGUGUGGGAAAGCUUUCCGGCGCUUCUUUGAGGUUCGAGUACAUGAACGAGUCCACAGCAGCGAGAGACCCUACCAGUGUGAGACGUGUGGUAGGGGCUUUUCCAGUGUAACUCAUCUGCGAAGACACGCACCAAUUCAUGGCAGAACCAAUAAAGAUCCUUGUAAAUAACCCGAGGCAGUCUUCUCUUGCUUAGCUCUCACAGAAACCAAAGGACGGGAAACAGCUCAUGCUAUCAGUGUGGGAAAAUGCCCAGCAGUUUCUAGAGAAGCUAUUCUUUUGAAUCGAUGUGGCUUUAGUUCUAGAAGUUCCCUUCAAAUACCGGAGAAAAGCUGCAAGGAACGUGAUAACGUCUUUUGUGUUCUUUUCAUUAUGGAGAACAUCCAAAAUAGCUCACACUGGAAAAAAAAAACCUUAUGCACACAAUGUAGACAGCCUUUAGUUCUUAAGGGGCCCUCAAAAGACAUUGUAGUAGUCAUUUUGGAGAGAAACCCUUCAUGUAUAAUGUGGUGGCUUGAAUAAGAAUGUUCCAGACAUGUUUAUAUAUUUGAAUGCUCAAGUCCCAGGGAGUGGCACUGUGGGCAAGAAUUAGAUGUAGCCUUGUUGGAGCAGAUGGGAACUUUCUAGAGGAAGUGUGACACUGGAGGUGGACUCUGAGCUUUCAAAAGCCAGGCCAGAUCCACUCACUCUUCCUCUGCACCUAUGGUUCAGGGUGUAGCUUCAGCUACUGCUCAAGUACCAUGGUCCCAGACAUGCUAAUAAUGGACUAAGUCUCUGAAGCUGUAAGUAAGCCCCCAAUUAAAUGG